This is a messenger RNA of Phlebotomus argentipes, 4895 nucleotides long. RefSeq names its product chromatin-remodeling ATPase INO80 (gene Ino80). The record is from RefSeq and is a predicted model, not a curated record. Gene Ontology annotation, cellular component: Ino80 complex. Bases 21 to 4598 code for a protein of 1525 amino acids. Lineage: Eukaryota; Metazoa; Arthropoda; Insecta; Diptera; Psychodidae. Gene Ontology annotation, molecular function: DNA binding; ATP binding; ATP-dependent chromatin remodeler activity. Gene Ontology annotation, biological process: DNA repair. The transcript is spliced from 10 exons.
UGAGUGCGAGAGUGUAAACAAUGUCAGAAGCGACAUUCGGGAGUGCUUCCGGCCAGAUCCUGGCCAAGCCGCUGCACCUGCAGCGCCUGGAGGCGGCUCUGGACAUGGGCCCCUUCAUGGCGUACGCGCAGGACUUCCUGUCGCGUCCGCUCACGAGCAGCGACGAGAGCGAAGUGGAGGGCGAAGUUCCCGGACAGAGUGGCAGGAUUCCCGGCGUUGUCACGUCCAAGGAAGAGCGCACGAAUGACAAGAUUCGCGUGUACAACUUCUCGAACGUCGGGCCGGAGCGGAAGUGGCUGCAGGACGUCUUGCUGAGCGACACGGAGUCGGAGUCGGAGUGGCAGCAGAUGGGCGAGGAUGAGUACGUGCGGGAGAUGCUGAAGAGUCACCUGAGAGAGCGCCAGAUGCGCGCCAAGUUCUACAGGAGCUCCAACAAUGCGCAGUACGGAUAUUACGGCGCCGGGCUUCUGUCCAGCGCUGACAUGUUCCCGGAGCACCAGCGCUCGAUUGUGGGCUCGCGCAAGAAGCGCGCCAAGGAGAAGAAGCGCAAGAAGCGCCCGAAGAUGCCCAAGAUGGCCAAGAAGUCGGGCAAGAUGAAGAUCGACUGCGUGGCGGGAGAGCUGGAAGUGGGCGAGGUGGAUUGGGACGACCAGAUCGGCGGCGUGAAGGUGGAGAUGGAGGAUGACUUUGACUCCAAGUCGCACAGCUCCGUGAGCGUGGCGGCGCCCAAGAUGUCGGGCAGGGCGCGCAAGAAGGCGGCGCUGCUGAAGACGCCGGAGAUGCAGGCGCUGCGGCGGCGCAAGGUGUGGCAGCAGAUGGCGAAGAAGGAGCUGGGCAAGGUGCAGCGCGCCAAGGUGAACAACCACAAGGAGAUGCUGACGAAUUGCAAGCGCGUGGCGACGCUGUGCAUGAAGAUGUUCCGCCAGAAGGCGAUGCAGUCGCAGAAGAACAUGAAGGAGACGGUGUGGCGCGCCAAGCGGCUGACCAGGGAGAUGCAGGGCUACUGGAAGCGCUACGACCGCGUGGAGCGCGAGACGCGGCGGCGGAUGGAGAAGGAGGCGGAGGAGCAGCGCAAGAUGGACGUGGAGUUGAUUGAGGCGAAGCGCCAGCAGCGCAAGCUCAACUUCCUCAUCACGCAGACGGAGUUGUAUGCGCACUUCAUGUCGCGCAAGGUGGGCUUCGUGUCGGAGGAGGAGCAGAUGCGCAUCCUCAAUCAGCUGGACGAGGAGUCCAAUCCCAGACUGGCGGCCAUCGAUGACUACAACAGCGAGCUGAUGAAGCAGCGCGCGCAGAAGAACGCCAGCGACGCCUUCAUCACGGAGCGCGCGCGCACGCAGGAGUUCGACGUGCACGCGAAUCGCGUGCCGCAGCCGGGAUUGGAGGUGAUCGAGGAGGUGGCGCAGCCGGAGAUGUUCAAGGGCGUGCUCAAGGGCUACCAGAUCAAGGGCAUGACGUGGCUGGCGAAUCUCUACAACCAGGGAAUCAGUGGGAUUCUGGCGGACGAGAUGGGCCUGGGCAAGACCGUGCAGAGCAUCGCCUUCCUCUGCCACAUCGCCGAGCAGUACGGCGUCUGGGGUCCCUUCCUCAUCAUCAGCCCCGCGUCGACGCUCCACAACUGGCAGCAGGAGAUGCAGCGCUUCGUGCCGGGCUUCAACGUGGUGCCGUACUGGGGAUCGCCGCACGAGCGCAAGAUCCUGAGGCAGUUCUGGGAGCAGAAGGAUCUGCACACGAAGGACGCCAGCUUCCACGUGGUCAUCACGAGUUAUCAGCUCGUGGUGUCGGACUACAAGUACUUCAACCGCAUCAAGUGGCAGUACAUGGUGCUGGACGAGGCGCAGGCCAUCAAGAGCUCCUCGUCCGUGCGCUGGAAGCUGCUGCUGGGCUUCAACUGUCGCAACCGGCUGCUGCUGAGCGGCACACCCAUCCAGAACAGCAUGGCGGAGCUCUGGGCGCUCCUCCACUUCAUCAUGCCGACGCUCUUUGACUCCCACGAGGAGUUCAACGAGUGGUUCUCCAAGGACAUCGAAUCCCAUGCGGAGAACAAGACGGGCAUCGAUGAGAAGCAAAUCUCGCGCCUCCACAUGAUCCUCAAGCCCUUCAUGCUGCGCCGCAUCAAGAAGGAUGUGGAGAAUGAGCUGAGCGACAAGAUCGAGAUCAUGGUCUACUGUCCGCUCACCACGCGCCAGAAGUUCCUCUACAUGGCGCUGAAGAAGAAGAUCCGCAUCGAGGAUCUGCUGCACUUCACCGUGGGCGGCGGCGAUGGUCCGUCGAUGGACAAGAACUUCACCUCCAGCCUCAUGAAUCUCGUCAUGCAGUUCCGCAAGGUGUGCAAUCAUCCGGAGCUGUUUGAGCGCCGCGACGCCAAGAGUCCCUUCGCCAUGAAGUGUCUGGAUUAUCAGCUGCCGCGCCUCGUCUUCGACGACGGCCUCCUGCUGAGGAGCUUCCCCAGCCGGAGGCAUUUGCUGGAGAAUCGCUUCAACGUCUUCAAGGCGCACAGCGUGCAAUUGUCGCUGUUUCCGCGACACGCCACGGACAAGGCGGUGAAUUAUGAGACAAGAGUGAAUCUGGGACUGUCCAGCGCUUUCUCCUUCGCCAGAUUCUGCCGCAUGAGUCCGGAAGAGGCUGAACAGCACGGAGUGGCAGGAUUGAUCUAUCUGAUCAAUUUCAUCCAAGAGCGACUGAAGAUGCUGAUCCUGUUGCGCCAUCGCAGCGUGUGGUGGGAGAGAAGCGCUCUGCCGAAGGACGCGAUGCUGUUGGAACCGAUGCUGGAGGAUUCGCUGAACAGGCUGUUCUUCUCCUUCGGCAGCGUGCUGAACGCUCUGCUCUUCACCGGCAACAUCUCGUCGGUUUACACGCACGCGGAUCACACGAUCGUCUCCAUUGCCGAGACGAUGGAGCAUCGGAUAAUCCGGAGCAAGAAUCGCCGGAUGGCGUCGAAGAUUGAGGAGCUGAAGGUGGAUGUUGAGGCUGUGAAGCUGCCGCCGUCGCCGCUCAAGAGUCCCACGGCGGGAUUGCACGUGAAGUUGCCGGCCAAGUCGCCCACGGGCGCCGCCCAGAGCGGGCUGGCGCUGCUACCGGAGUUCCCGCACAAGCAGCACGGCGCCGUGACGCUGGAGUGUCGCCCCACGGACAUGCCGGCGUUCGUCUACGGCCUGCCGCCGAAGGUGCAGACGUCCGGCCGGAGUCUCUACUGCGACAGCCGCGCGGCGCGCUGGGUGGCGAUGCGCCACGAGCAGUGCGAGGACGCCGAGGGCCGGCGGCUGAUGAAGGGUGGCCUCCAAGUGGCGCGGCCGCAUCUCGGCUGGUCGUACAUCACGAUUCCCGACAAGCAGACGCUCGUGUCGGACGCCGGGAAGCUGUACGUGCUGGACGGACUGCUGACGCGGCUGAAGUCGCAAGGGCAUCGCGUGCUGAUCUACUCGCAGAUGACGAAGAUGAUCGAUCUGCUGGAGGAGUACAUGUGGCACAGGAAGCACAGGUACAUGAGGCUCGACGGCUCCAGCAAGAUCUCCGCCAGGCGCGACAUGGUGGCGGACUUCCAGACGCGCGCCGACAUCUUCGUCUUCCUGCUCUCCACGCGCGCCGGCGGCCUGGGAAUCAACCUGACGGCGGCAGACACGGUGAUCUUUUACGAUUCCGACUGGAAUCCCACGGUGGAUCAGCAAGCGAUGGAUCGCGCCCAUCGCUUGGGUCAGACGAAGCAAGUCACGGUGUAUCGACUCAUUUGCAAAGGCACGAUUGAGGAGAGGAUCUUGCAGAGGGCGAGAGAGAAGAGUGAGAUUCAACGGAUGGUCAUAAGUGGAGGCAAUUUCAAGCCAGACACGCUGAAACCGAAGGAAGUUGUAUCUCUGCUACUUGACGAUGAGGAAAUUGAGCUGAAGUAUCGCCAGAAGACGGAAGAGCGCAAGAACCUGGAGGAAACGUCAAGAGCGGAGAAGGAUCGCGACAGAAAGAGGAAAUUGACGCCGUCCAGCAAGAAAGAAAGAGAGAGAAAAAAGUCCUCGUCUGGGGCGCUCCUGGACGACGACGCGGCGUUUCUGGAGUCCGGCGCGCCGAGUCCCGUGGCCAGCGAGAUGAGCCACGGCAGCAGCAAGAUCGUGGAGUCCACGCCGGCCGACGACUCCAGCAACGAGGCUCUGGUGGUGGAUUGCGACAGUCCAGGCGGAUCUUCGGCGCCCGCGCCGUUUAGUGUGCACAAAUCGCGACGGCGACACAAUCCGCGCGGCACCAAGCGAGGACGUCCGCGAGGAUCGCGCCGCGGCGGUGGCAACAGCAGUCUGGGGCGUCUGGAAGCGACCGCGGCGGACACAAAUGCAGGCCAAGCGACGAGUGGCGGUGAUUUAUCGGCCCAGCCGCCGGCCGUUCCGCCCAUCGUGCGCCGCGGCCCGGGCAGACCGCGGCUGAAGAUCGCCGGGCCGCGCAAUCAGGGCUACAGAGGCAAGCCGCGCCCCCGGAAGCCGAUGGGGCCGCUCGUGGUGCCGCUGGGCCAGAGCCCGGGACCGACGCCGCCCGGCCGCAGUCCCGCCUUGAGUCCAGCGCCGAGUCCGGCGCCGGAGAAGUCGCACGGCUUCUACCAGCCGAUGAACGACAACGUCUGAAAGUGUUUCGCGUGACGCGGAGAGAAAAGAAGAAGAAAAAAAAGGAAUUGUAUGUGGAAAUAGACCAAAAAAGCGCAAGGUAAGAAGUCUUUCACAGAGCAUUUCUUUUGUGAUGCGCCACAAUUGGUCAUCGCGCGGUGGUAAAAAGAGAACCUCAACACUUUCAUCAUCAAUUCAUUCUGGCGUCGAGAUAAAUAGUGGUCAAUUAGCACUUGUUCACUAUGAUGAAAUACUCUGAAUUUGCAUGUGAAUUGUGCUCAUUUUCUGCUUCAUUUGUGUGAAUGGGCAAUUUGAGCA